This is a messenger RNA of Racocetra persica, 215 nucleotides long. Lineage: Eukaryota; Fungi; Glomeromycota; Glomeromycetes; Diversisporales; Gigasporaceae. The record is from the annotation of a GenBank genome assembly.
AAAAUGAAAUUAAAGGAAUACCACCGGCGUAUUCAAAAAUUUAUAAAGAAUGUUGGCAAGAUAAUCCCGAUAGUCGUCCGAGUAUUCAACAAAUUGUUUUAGAUCUGGAAGUUUUAAUUAAUAAUAACAAUCAAAAUGUGACUAGCACUUCUCAUAAACUUGAAACUUCGCAAAUUCUUAAAUUAAUCAAUCAAAUAAUUCAGAAUCAAGCUUGA